Messenger RNA from Solenopsis invicta (red fire ant), 5687 nucleotides. RefSeq names its product protein BTG2. The record is from RefSeq and is a predicted model, not a curated record. NCBI's taxonomy places the organism in Eukaryota, Metazoa, Arthropoda, Insecta, Hymenoptera, Formicidae. Bases 976 to 1560 code for a protein of 194 amino acids. The transcript has a single exon. Gene Ontology annotation, biological process: negative regulation of mitotic cell cycle; negative regulation of cell population proliferation. Gene Ontology annotation, cellular component: cytoplasm; nucleus.
UUAGAAAGUCGUCGGCAGUCGAUGAACGCGGGAACUCCGCGAAUUGGAUAGAGAGCGCGAGAGGGAGAGAGACGGCAAGAGAGCUGUCCAUCGGUUCGAACGUCGCGAGAAAGUUUAUCGGCCAGUCUGUCUGGACACAACGACACGAAAAGAGAGAGAGAGAGAGAGACACAGAGUGUGCGUGUGUGUGUGUGUGUGUAGAAGAUUCGGAAAACACACCCCCAAUUGGCUAUAGAGAUCAGCUCCAACUCGACCCAUCGUAAAUCGGACCGUAGGUUCCGGAUCGGACGAAUCGAUCCGGUGAAACGAAGCGCGACGGCAAACGCGCCGUCCAUCCGCGAACGGAGUAAGGAACUCGUCACGAGGACGAGUCGACGAGGUGAAUUCGGAGCCAGGGAGGCGAGCGCUGAGAAACGACGCGCCGACGCUCGCCCGAGAGAUCGAUCCCCCGCGUACAUCUGCAGCUGUGCGCCGGGUUACAUCCUCAUCGGUGAGGAUCCUCGAGGGACGCUCCGGCGGUUAGCCCAUCGCGCUGGAGGGUCGACGACGUGCGACGAGCGCUGUAGAGUGCUACGCAGCGACGUGGCGACGACGCCAUUUUGUGACUGGUACCGUGCGCUUCUUUCGGCAUCAGCGCCGUCGAGCCUACUCAUCGCCGCGCCGUGACCCGUGACACGAGCGUAUCUUCUAUUGCAUUCAAUAAGUGCAAAACGACGUGGAGCGGCUUUGGCUUUCGGAGCCUUGGGUCGCCAGUGGCAGCGACGGAGAGAAAAAGAUUAUAUAUAUAUACAUAUAUAUACGUAUAUAUCGACAGUGCUCGUGUAAGAUCAAGUGCGUCAUCGGUGUGACUCCCUUCCGCGCACCGUUAAUCCCACCGCGAAAGAAGGGGAGAGAGCGAGAGAGAGAGAGAGAGAGAGAGAGAGUUUUAUUCGAUUUUCAUCAUCGACGCCUUCGCCCUGGGUCACAUAACCGACCAUGAGACUGGAAAUUGUGUCGGCGGCGGACUUUUUGGUGCAGCUACUGCGCCUGCAGGCGGGUCAGCUGUCGGAACGGCAAUUGGAGAUGUUCAAAUCAUCGCUAACGGAGGUGUUGCGCCACCGUUAUCGCGAUCACUGGUUCCCAGAUCGACCGAAUCGCGGCUCCGGUUAUCGUUGCAUACGUAUCAACGGUAAAAUGGACCCGGUGAUCGCGCAGGCCGGUGCGAACGUCGGCCUUCUGCCCACCGUCCUGCACAGCCUGUUCCCCAGCGAGCUGACCAUGUGGAUCGACCCGUCGGAAGUGUCGUAUAGAAUCGGCGAGAACGGUUCUAUCUGCGUGUUGUACGAGCGCACCGAAGUUGAGAACACGGAAGAGAUCUCCCAGCAACAACAUCAACAACAGCACCAGCACCAGCAUCAACAUCAGCACCAGCAUCAUCAUACGCAGCAGCAUCAGUCAACGCCAACUAUGCCACCGCCACCGUUGCAGCAGCAACAGCAACAAUUCGAGAGCUGCAAAGACUCGCUGCUGCUGGAGCAUACGCAAUUCAGCGAGCAAAUCGCCGCGUACGUCUCCAGUUGAAUCGCCGGACUCGUCGCCGCGCUCGCAUCCACGUUCUCGAAAUGAUCUAUUAAGCGCACGUGCAUCUCGUGAUAUGUGAUAUCCCGUGUGAUCGCGUCGGACUGUGCAAGUCCGUGCGCGCUCAACCUUUCGUGGACUCAAAACGUGCGUGCGUUUCUCCUUGCGUUUAUUCUUCUCCCUUUUUCCUCUCUUUCUCGAGCGAAGAGUCGACCCUUCAUCGUCGUCUCCUUUCUUCUUCCCGCCCCCUUCCUCUCUCUCUCUCUCUCUCUCUCUAUCUAUCUAUCUCUCUCUCUCGUCUUCUAUGGAAAAGGAAAAAAAUGUAUAAACAGAGCACCGUCAUCCACAUCGGCGAUCUGCAGCGUCGCACCUCGUCGCGCCUCGUCCCUCCUUCGAACGAGUUCCUGCUACACGGGGAGAGUCCAUCCUUCGGGAGACGCGAGCUCGUCCACGCGCGUCGGUCGACUCGAACUCGAUUCUAGUCUAGUCUCGCGCUUCCCGACCCCUCUCUCGCGCGUGAAGAAUCUCGAGGAUGAGUAAGAAAAGGCACCUUCGAGCAGAGAAGAAACGUGUUUUCGACUAGUCUGUGCGUGAUUCAAACGCGUUCGAAAGAGAAGAGAAAGAGCAACGGAAAACAUCUGUGUCGUCGUGAGAAUGGUUCGCAAGAGCGAAAAAAGUGACGAAAAACGGAUCGGAGCGCUCUCAGACCAGUCGAUUUUCCUUUUCAUCCGACGCUAUUCUCCUCAACGUCAUCAUCGUCGCUCGUCUCACCAUCGGCGAGUCUUUUUCCGUUGGAAAAAGGAUCUCGCGGCCAUCGCAACGAGAAGAGAAACGGAGCGAGCUCGGCGCUCUCUCAGCAGCCGAUUUAAUUGAUCUCAGUACCUCCUCCACCUGCGUAACCUCCGAGUGUCUCUCGUGAUGACAGUAGCCACGCGAGGGAGGAACAACGAAGACCAGCCAGCCUCAUCGCCCUUCCUACGUUCUCGAGGGAGUAAAGGAACCGUACUCAGACAUUUAUACAGAAAACACACACACACACACACACACAUAUAUAUAUAUAUAUAUAUAUAUAUAUAUAUAUAUAUAUAUAUAUAUAUAUAUAUACUCUAUACAUGAUUUCUCUGUCUCUCGCAUCCUCCCGAACGAUCAGUGUCUUUCUUCCACGUACUUUUUGCCACCGUCGGAUCUCGAAUUAAGGUUCGUACACACCGACAAAUAUUUACAACACGCGAAAACAAGAGAGGCGAUCGAUCGCUUUACGAUAGCUUACAAAUCUAUCUUUCGUGAAAAGCAGAUGCGCAUCUUUUUCUAAGAAUGAAAUCCUGAGUGAUACAAUCCUGUUGAGUGGUUUUGUCAUUUAGGGUGUUUAAGAGAAAGUAAACGUGAUUUACGUCGGAUAAUUUGCAAUAAAAAUUAAUCAUUUUUGCAACGUAUAUAAACCAAUUUUUCCAUUUUCCAAUUCGCGUCGGUUUGUACGAUCGUAAAAUUGAGAACCAUAAAAAAUGGGAUGAGAGUCAAUCGUUCUCCACUCUCAUCGUCGAGAAUUUUCUCGAACCUCGCAUUGUCAAUGCAGAUUACCACCGAGCCACAUACAUACAUACACACACACAUACACACAUAUACAAAAUUUCGUGAUACAUUCAUACAAAAUUAAAGUCACGCAUCAACGAAUCUUGAGCAAAACGCGAUGGACUCGUCAAGACUCCUGCUAUCGUGAGACGUCAAGAUCGUUGAUGUCGAUUCAUCGAAUUUAUUCUUUGUUAACGUCAUUUUCCACGAGUAUUUGUAAAAUUCGUUUAAUUCACGUUAAAUUGACAACACGUUUUCUCACGUAUAUUCCAUGGAUUUUAUCGAACAAUUCCUAACAAAAGGCAGUAUCGUGAUAAUAAAGUAUCAAAUUCGAUGUAAAGUUGCGACUUCUAUUUUUCGAAAACGGCUGUCAGUAGUACGAAUCUUAGGUAUUUUCAACUAUUCGACAGGUAUUCUCGACAAUAGAAAUCUCAAGCGGUAGUCUUGAAUGUGAAUGAUACACAACACACGUACACGAGAUACUCGCAACACACACGUACAAAUUUCACGAAAGCGCGUGAGUUAUAUGUACAUAUAUACAUAUAUAUAAGCGUUAUGUAUGUAGAGCAUCUGUACACGCGUGGGGGCGAGGAAGGGGAGCGAAGUUGCCCUCGGGCGUGUACAUAACUGACGAAUUGUAUAUUAUAUCCUUCGCGUGAGAGGAGAUGGAAGAAAGCGGGAGAAAACACGACGGUGUAUAAAAUUGCUGUGAUUUUAUCCACGGGAAGGCAGGCACCCGGGCGUGUUUUGGGUGACUAUGGAGAGUCGGUCUCGGAUAGCGAGUAGCACACGGUGUGUGACUGCGAAUGUGUUUCUCCGCCGAAUGUUUCGGGAGUGACCGCGCGAAUGAUUCCGUGAGAGAAAGAGAAAGAGGGAAUGGUAGAAGAACAUGCGUGUGUACGACGACGACGACGACGACGACGACGACGGCGACGACGACGCUCACCCGACACCACGUAACGCUCGCGUCCGCUCCGGCAAUAAUAAUCGAGUUCGCUCGAUUAAUCACGCGUCUGCUUCGUGUCCGCGGCAUCGAGAUCUCUUCAAUUACCGUUACUUGACGAACCGAUACGCUCGCGUUAAUAAUGAGAGCGAGAUCCGCGUUGUCCACGGAUUUCAAUUUUUGCCCAUAAAAUUCAAAUUGGAUUUAAUAUCUCGUCAUACGUGACAAUUUUUCUCAGUUUUCCCGAGUGUUUCGAGGAAUGGAGGUGAGAGUUUGCGUUUGAAAGAAUGUACGUGUGUAUGUGUGAGUGUAUGUGCAUGUGAGUAGCGUGAUGUGCGUGAUGUGCGUGAUGUGCGAGUCAAGUACGAAAGAUCGAAGAUGGCUAAUGAAGGUGAAAAGAAGGAAGGGGGAAGAGAACCUAUCGUGUUCGGUGUCAAACGAGAAAAAGGCUCUGUUGUACGUAGCAAUUGUAGAAACCAUGUCUGUGAUUAUACUAAGGAUAGAGCGACAAUAUAAGCAAUUUCCGUAUAUAACGACCUAAACACGAGCGGCGUGUGCGCUUACUAUACAUACCGGUAUGUAAAUGGUACAUAUAUAUAUAUAUAUAUAUAUAUAUAUAUAUAUAUGUAUGUAUGUAUGUAUGUAUGUAUUACAUAUACACGUGCGAGAAUUUUAUCCGCGGAAGCGCGUGCGUUCCGCGCUUUUAAUCGGGUCGUCGCUUCGAUCAAGAGACUCGAGAAACAUCUCUAUGUAUUUCGUUCGACACGUUCGUCCUUUUUCGUUAUGUGUCUGUACGUAUCGCGUAUUAUUCGAAAGUAACAUCUCACCGGAACAAGUACCGUUGCCAUCGGAAGUAAACCAUGCAAAUCUGUCGAAGAACUGGAGACGAUUCGUUUAAGAUCGCCGAACGCGCACGCGAACAGCGAAAGGACGAGAUCAACCUCACCUCGCUCAAUAAUAAACUCGUCGGUCCUCUUCGACUUUGACGUCAUGCGCUGAAGCAAUCAGAUACUUGUAUCAUAACAUAUACGCGCUAACGUGUACUCGAUAAUAUCAUCGCGACAAAUCGAUCGAUUAAAAACAGGGGGCUUACGUUACUGCACGCCGCUACGUAUGACGUCAAAAUAGAAGACUGCUGUGCCGGUGAGGACAAAAAUGGAAUUGGAGAUUAUCGUUUCCUUCAUUUCUUUUCUUUUUUUUUUUUGCAUAUCGGGGAAACACACGCUCCGAUCGUCCGUAUCGGCGGCUGUAAAACAUCAGCGAUCUCGAAUAUAUAAUCUGUCGAAAGUAGUGCGGGACGAGGCCGGAGAGAAAGUGUGAGAGCCAGGCGGUGAGAUCUCCGCUACGUCGUCCUUCGAUAAUUAUUUUGCUGUUGUCGACUGACAAGACACGUUCCUUUCCCUUUGUCAUUGAUUUUCACCGGGAAACGCGGAAUCGAAAAGGGCGCACGCUCGUCUUCGAGAAUCACCCUAUAUAUCUUUACGUUAUUCGUUCGAUCCCACAAGCACACAUAAAAAUAAAUACUGACGAAUGCUAAGGGUGACAGAGCGAGCGAGAGAGAGAGAAAAAGUGAAAAUGAUAAGAUGCGUUAGAAUGUAAGAGAUGAUGGGCAGGAAAA